UAUCACGUUUGAUUCGGCACUCUUGUAAUUGUCGCCUUCUCCCUUAAGGCUCGGGAUUGCCUAUUGAAUCUCUCUCUCUCUCUCUCGCUAGGGAAGAAUGGCGAUUUUGCAGUUGUGGGAGAACCUGAAGGAGGCUAUAACAGUCUACACGGGCCUCUCCCCAGCAGCCUUUUUCACCAUCUUGGCCUUGGCCGUCGCCUUUUACCAUGUCGUCUCCGGGUUGUUCGCAUCGCCAGCACCGCCGCCGAGGGCAAGGGCGAUGGAGGAGGAGCUUCCGCCGCCGGUGCAGCUGGGGGAGGUCACUGCGGAGGAGCUUAGGGCCUACGACGGCUCCGACCCAAAGAAGCCGUUGCUCAUGGCCAUCAAGGGUCAGAUCUACGAUGUCAGCCGAUCGAGAAUGUUUUAUGGCCCAGGAGGGCCUUAUGCUCUAUUUGCUGGCAAAGAUGCAAGCCGGGCGCUUGCGAAGAUGUCCUUUGAAGAGCAGGAUCUGACUGGGGACCUCGAAGGCUUAGGUCCUUUUGAACUCGAUGCCUUGCAAGACUGGGAGUACAAGUUCAUGUCAAAAUACGUCAAGGUUGGGACCAUCAAGAAGGAAACGAAUACUGAACCUGAAUCUUCUGCUGCUGAUGUUAACGCUGCAACUGAUACCACUGAGAGGUCUACAGACGCUGAGCCAUCAGAUGAAAUUCCAUCAGUUGAUGCCAAACCUGAAGAAGAUAAUGCCAAACCUAGAGAUGACGAUGCCAAACCUCAAGAAGAUGAUGCGGAACCUAGAGAUGCUCAUGCCAAACCUAAAGAAGAUGCCUCCAUUCGUCAUGAGGUUCAAGAGUAAUUUGAUAUUGAGGGUGGUAGUGGUGAAGAGAUGCUGGUUCUGCUCUUAAAAUGCUCGACUCAGCGAUGUUUAUUGUUUAUGUAGAGAGGCUUCAAGGAACUGUGAGUUACACACUUAAUGUUUUUAGACUGAUGAGCUUUUAAUAGUAUUGGAAAUGUAGCUUCACCCAUCAAAUAUUCAUCUAUUAACCUUCUUCCA
Messenger RNA from Nymphaea colorata (pocket water lily), 1030 nucleotides. RefSeq names its product membrane steroid-binding protein 1-like. Bases 98 to 832 code for a protein of 244 amino acids. Gene Ontology annotation, cellular component: membrane; endomembrane system. NCBI's taxonomy places the organism in Eukaryota, Viridiplantae, Streptophyta, Magnoliopsida, Nymphaeales, Nymphaeaceae. The transcript is spliced from 2 exons. The record is from RefSeq and is a predicted model, not a curated record.